This is a messenger RNA of Culex pipiens pallens (northern house mosquito), 3449 nucleotides long. RefSeq names its product zinc finger autosomal protein-like. The transcript is spliced from 3 exons. The record is from RefSeq and is a predicted model, not a curated record. Bases 326 to 3019 code for a protein of 897 amino acids. Lineage: Eukaryota; Metazoa; Arthropoda; Insecta; Diptera; Culicidae. Gene Ontology annotation, molecular function: DNA-binding transcription factor activity, RNA polymerase II-specific; RNA polymerase II cis-regulatory region sequence-specific DNA binding.
UUCGUUCCUUUCAUCAGUCGCGUCUGACAACCUGUUGCGUGUGGGACGCCGUUUUCAUUCGAAUUCGGUUCAUUCAUCUUUUUUUUAACAUUUUUGGUUUCGCAUCAUUUUUUUUGGUUGCGUUUUGAUGUUUUUUGAUUUUCCGCGGCCGUACCGAUUCCAGCGCCUACUUCGGAGUGUAUUUCCGGUGACCGGGGGCAUGUGGAAGAAAUUUCGAGACCGUUUUGAGUGAAGAGAGUGCAGAUCGAGUGUGAAAUUUGGAAUAACAUUUUUUUUUUGCUUCUUGGGGUGAGAGGAGAAAUCGCCGUCGUGGGUCUCGCAAGAAAUGGCGACUUCGGCUGCUGCUGCUAAGGCAACGACCAAGAUGAAACCAACAACAACAGCGGUCGGGGGUGCUGCGGGGUUUUUAACCGGCGGAGGUGCCGAUUUGGGACCGCGGAAGGCUCCGAUCGUGUCCGCCGGAACGGAUCAGGACGAGCUGGACAUGUUCCUGAGCGAAAUUACGGUCCAGUUUGACGACGAGGUGCAAACGCUGUACGUGGGCCCAGUUGAAAUAGUGGACGAUGACGAGAAGAACGGCAAGAAGGGACCGCCGAAGGGAACUUCCGGCGCUGUUGCGGCAGGACCCGCGAAGGUUCAGGGGAAGGUAAACGAUGACGUCACGAAGUCGGCGGCGAAAGCAUCGGACGCCAACGGAGCAGAAGCGGUCACGGCAAGAAAAACAAAGCAAGCCGAGGAGGAAGCGGUGGGUGGUGCUGGUGAUUCCGGUGGGAGGCAGGAGGAGAGGGUGGCCAAAGAGGUGGAUUCAGCAAAUGACGGCCGUCCCCAUCGUUUGACAGAAGCAGUGGCAGCAAGCAGCAGCAGUUCUGUUGUUAUUGAUCCGAAAAACGAUGGAGAAAAUUGCCAGACAGAAAAAGAUCUGAUAGAUCCUACGUUAGAAAAAACACCAGCCAAGGUCGCGUCCAUCGCACUUGCCGCAAAGCCAACGGCCAUAAUCUCGCCAAGCACAAAGCGCAAAUCGCCGACGCAACCGGAAGAGGAAGAACCAGCUGCACCCCGAAACCCCACCACCCACCAGUCGCAGCGAAUAAGCAAGCGACUAAAGUUGACACAACCAAUCAAGGAGGAAACCAUCAAAUCGGCACCACUUCCGGAGAAAACCGAGCAGGAAGAUCGCACCGAGUCGGUCAGCGAAGAGGACAAUCCACCGCCGGAAGGUGAGCUGAUCGUGCCGGACGUGCUACCUGGACAGCAACAGCAGGAGGAGGAAGAGGCGCAGGUCGUGUACGAGGUGGUUGUACCGUACGACAAGGACUCAUCGCCGGCCGGAAGCGAUAGCGGGAUUGAGAACGAAGGCGCCGAGCAGCUGAGCAAGGCUGCUGUGUUGGAGGUGCUGCCAGCACAAGAAGAAAACGACGACGACGGCGAGACUGUUGUUGAACACAUUCCAGAGGAUUUGACUGAGCAGCAGGAGAGCGAGAAUACUCAACAGGAGGAGGAGGCCCCGGAAGAGGGAAAGGGCGGUCGCGUGAUCAAGUGCGCGAAAUGUGUAAUGUCCUUUAAGCACGUGUUGUGGUACAAGAAGCAUCUGAUGAAUUACCACGGGAUCGAUUUGAGCAACAUUGCUCACUUUCUGUCGAAUCUGCAAACGCUGGACGAGGGUAUCCAGGGUGGGGAGGGCCAGGACGAUGUCGAGGAAGAGUAUGCGGAUUUCCAGCUGGAAAAGACUGGCCAGGAAGAGGGCGAAACAGUGAACGAAACCGAAAAGACUGACAACAGCAGCCAGCAGCUACAAGCGGAUGGCGUCGCUAGAUUGCGUCAAGAGCAGGAAGCAACUCCCUCAACUCCGAGUCCCAACACGCUGCAAAUGUACCCGGAGGUCAAGCUGUCGACGAGUGGCAAGUCCAAGCAGCAGCAGCAGCAACAGCAGACUCGACGACGCAAGGAGAAGCAUGUUCCCAUCAACGCGGACGCCGACAUGAAGAUCAAGCACGAGUUCGUGGCAUCUUCGCCGGCUUCGUCGACGAUGGUUCAGUCGGACGAAUCUGCCAGCGGUUCGCAGCCGUUGCUCGACAACGUGUUUGUGGUGAAAUAUCUUGAGCAGGCAGCAUUCAUGGCCGGAGCACCCAAUUCGAACGUCCUGCUCGGGUUGCCCGAUGGCCAAGGAAAGAGCAACAAGCAAAACUCAAAACUGGCCGAUCCGCUGGCGACCGAUGGCUCCGAAGACACGGACGGGUUAACUCCGUAUGAGCGGGCCAAAAUCGUGACCUUGCCGACGGAAGACGGGCCACAGUUUACCUGUACCGUUUGCGAAGCGGUCUUCGACGAGCGUCAAGCCGCCCAGGAUCACGUCAACUUCGUCCACAAGGACGUGAAGCGGCGCAGCUGCCCCCACUGUGGUCGCACCUUCACCCAAACCGGAGAUCUGACCCGACACGUGCGCAUCCACACCGGCAUUCGGCCCUUCAAGUGUCCCUACGAGGGCUGCUCGUUGGCGUUCAUUUCGUCCGGCGAUCUGCACAAACACGUCCGCCGCCACCAGCAGAACGUCCCGAAGCCGCACGUUUGCGGCACCUGCGGCAAAAGUUUCGAGCGCAACUUUGACCUCAAACGGCACAGCUCGAUGCACGCGAUGGACGAUCCGAACUUUACCGGGUUUGGCUGCGAGCUGUGCGGGAAGGUUUUCGCGCGGAAGGACCAGUACCGCGCCCACACGUACCGCCACAUCGGCUAUAAGCCGCACAAGUGCCAGCAGUGCGGCAAGAGCUUCUCGGACUCGUCCAACUUUGCCAAGCACCAGAAGACACACGAGAUGGACGGGCUCAUCCUGAUCUGCGACCACUGCAACAAACCGUUCAAGAACAAAACUGGCAUCUCCAAGCACGUGCUGCACUGCAAGUACAAACACAAGAAGCAGCAGGACGGAAACGCGGAGAAAACGCCGCGGAAAAAGUACGUCAAGAAGGAGGUCGAUUCGUCGAUUGAGAUUGGCGAGACGAGCCUGCAGGCGCACUGCUAGGGCGAUCGAACCUGCUCUCGUCCCCUCAUUUUUUUUAGGUUUUAUCAGAGCACAGUGUGGAGCAGCUUACUUAAUAUAAUUUCUCGGUUUACUGUCGGUGGUAUUUUCCAACUUUAUGUUUUAGUUUUAGGUGUGUGUUUUUUGGAUUGAUUUUUUUCUCCAAGCUCGCAUAUUUUGUAUUUAUAUUUUUUUUCUCGAUAUAAAAAAGCAAAAUCUUAAUGAUACGAUCAGCAAUAAAUGGAUAUUUAAUGAGGAAACCGAAUCAUGAUAUACGCAACAAUUUCCAAGAAAUGUAAAAUUUCCAAUAAUUUAAUUUAAAGCAUUACACUCAUUAGCUGUGCGGUGAACCCUUCCCUGCAAAGGCAUCUUUUACUAAGUUAAAUAUCAUUUCCUAAUCGUAUAAAUAGCGCAGAGACAAGAACACAUAAAA